CGGCCAGGGGACCACAACUAACCACCAAGAAUCCCCUCACACCACUCAUGCAAAUGACGGAGCCGCUAGUGACAAAGGCGGCGGCGAGAGCCGCGCGCGCACAGCCCGCUGAGUCGCGCGACCGCAAAUAUGACAAGCAUCUGAGCUAUUCUGCAACUUGGGGCCGGUUAGCCGGGCAGGCAGGGUCCCGGGGGGAAAUGGGGGGAGAGAAAAUCAGACCCCAAGGCGCGGCGUUCACGCUGCCAGCGGAGCUUUCGAGACAGGCGUUCCCGGAGGGCGGGGGCGGCGCUCCCGCAGCUGAGACCCUCUCCGAUGCCCCAGUCUCAGGACGCACGAGUGGCCCGCAGAGACGUCCGAAUGACAGGAUGGGUGGGGGCUCCAGCUGGAGCUGGGGACAGAAAAUUCCCUUUGCGUGCAGUGGCCUCAGCCCAACACUUGAAAUGGGUCACCAAGUCAAGAGUACCUUCGGAACAGGACGGAACCGAGUUGCAUCCUUCGUGGCAGGCCGCGGCCGUGGUGCAGACCCGGCAGCCGGCCGCCUACCCUGGCAGAGCCCACGCAGGGAAGGGUGCCCACUGGUGGCACAUGAGGUGAUUUUAAAAGGUAUCGAUACGAAGAGAACUGGCACUAAAGGAUCAUCUUUGGAGGGGGAAGGCACCAGCUAG
This is a messenger RNA of Delphinapterus leucas (beluga whale), 665 nucleotides long. Lineage: Eukaryota; Metazoa; Chordata; Mammalia; Artiodactyla; Monodontidae. The record is from RefSeq and is a predicted model, not a curated record.